CCUCCGGGACUUGAGAGGCUCAGCUGACCUGCUGACUGAAAACCGAUAUGGCGGCCACUCUGGGCAGCGGAGAACGCUGGACCCAAGCUUACAUUGAUGCAAUUAGAAGAAACAAAUACCCAGAAGACAGACGACCUGGCAGUCAUGAUCCCUGUGGUUGCUGUAACUGCAUGAAGGCACAAAAGGAAUCGAAGCCUGAGAAUGAGAGGACUCAGCCCCGGCAGGGAGAGGGGAGCUCCACUUACACCGAGGAACAGCUACUUGGGGUCCAAAGAAUCAAGAAGUGCAGAAAUUACUAUGAAAUUCUGGGAGUUUCUCGCAACGCCAGUGAUGAAGAACUUAAGAAAGCUUACAGGAAGCUCGCCCUGAAGUUUCAUCCUGACAAGAACUGUGCUCCUGGAGCAACAGAAGCCUUCAAAGCAAUAGGAAAUGCCUUUGCGGUCCUGAGCAAUCCCGACAAGAGACUCCGCUAUGAUCAGUAUGGAGAUGAGCAGGUGACUUUCACUGCACCUCGAGCCAGAUCUUACCAUUAUUACCGGGAUUUCGAAGCUGACAUCUCUCCAGAGGAACUAUUCAAUGUGUUCUUUGGAGGACAUUUUCCUUCAGGAAAUAUUCACAUGUUCUCAAAUGUGACAGAUGACAGUCACUAUUAUCGCAGGCGACCCCGCCAUGAGAGGACACAGACACACAAGAGAGAGGAAGAAGACAAACCUCAGACUCCAUAUUCCGCAUUUGUUCAGCUGCUUCCAGUUCUGGUGAUUGUGAUUAUUUCUGUCAUUACUCAGCUGCUGGCCACUAACCCCCCAUAUAGUCUAUUCUAUAAAUCAACCUUGGGCUAUACCAUUUCUAGAGAAACGCAGAACCUGCAGGUGCCUUACUUCGUGGAUAAAAACUUUGACAAGGCCUACAGAGGAGCUUCUCUUCGUGACCUGGAGAAAACAAUAGAAAAAGACUAUAUUGACUACAUUCAGACAAGCUGUUGGAAGGAGAAACAGCAAAAGUCAGAGCUGACCAAUCUGGCGGGGCUGUAUCGAGAUGAGCGGCUGCGGCAGAAGGCAGAGUCACUGAAACUUGAAAACUGUGAAAAACUUUCCAAGCUAAUCGGCCUCCGGAGGGGCGGCUGAGGUGAAGAUGGCCCGACUCAGGAUGGGGGUUUCUUACUUGUUACUAUUUACAUUGCAAAUUCAUUUUAUAAUACAAGUUAGGAGAUGAUGAACACUUA
Molecule: messenger RNA, 1222 nt
Organism: Microtus ochrogaster (prairie vole)
Lineage: Eukaryota; Metazoa; Chordata; Mammalia; Rodentia; Cricetidae
Gene: Dnajc18
Product: DnaJ heat shock protein family (Hsp40) member C18
Biological process (GO): cellular response to misfolded protein
Cellular component (GO): endoplasmic reticulum membrane
Molecular function (GO): Hsp70 protein binding
Source: RefSeq, a predicted model, not a curated record